AUCCUUCACUCCUCUCAAGUCGUUCAAUCGCGAUAGGUUAUAUUUUAAUUUCAUAAACAACCUUCCAACCUCUUCGUUCGUCGUUGUUCAUCGUCGAAAAUGUCGUGCUGUGGUGGAAACUGUGGAUGCGGCUCUGCCUGUAAGUGCGGAAAUGGCUGUGGAGGAUGCAAGAUGUUCCCUGACAUGAGCUUCUCAGAGACCACUGCUACCAUCGAGAUCUUCGUCGUCGGUCUCGCUCCUCAGAAGAUGUCCUUCGAGGCGUCAGAGAUGGGAGCCGAAAACGGCUGCAAGUGCGGUGACAACUGUACUUGCGAUCCAUGCAACUGCAAAUGAGCAGCAGCUCGAAUCCUCUCGAGUGGAGAUUGUGUUCGACCACUAAUAGUAUGCAUCGUAAUAAUAAUUAUCAAAUCUCCAAGCGUUUUCCUUCUUUCGUUGCGUCCUUAAAUUGUCGCGUUCAUUAUGGUUCAGUGAUCUUGUUUGUUUAAGAUUUCUUGUGUUUAUCCAUAUGCCUGUUUAGUGUUUAUCCGUAUCUGUGGUUGAAACUGAAGAACAGAGUUUGAAUCCUGUC
Molecule: messenger RNA, 568 nt
Organism: Cucurbita maxima (winter squash)
Lineage: Eukaryota; Viridiplantae; Streptophyta; Magnoliopsida; Cucurbitales; Cucurbitaceae
Product: metallothionein-like protein type 2 B
Exons: 3
Coding region: 100-333 (77 amino acids)
Molecular function (GO): metal ion binding
Source: RefSeq, a predicted model, not a curated record